Molecule: messenger RNA, 1958 nt
Organism: Oryctolagus cuniculus (rabbit)
Lineage: Eukaryota; Metazoa; Chordata; Mammalia; Lagomorpha; Leporidae
Gene: JUNB
Product: JunB proto-oncogene, AP-1 transcription factor subunit
Biological process (GO): regulation of cell population proliferation; regulation of transcription by RNA polymerase II; regulation of cell cycle
Cellular component (GO): transcription regulator complex
Molecular function (GO): DNA-binding transcription factor activity, RNA polymerase II-specific; RNA polymerase II cis-regulatory region sequence-specific DNA binding; transcription factor binding
Source: RefSeq, a predicted model, not a curated record
CAGCCUCGGAGCAGUCGGCGAAGAGACACUGGGCAGGGGGGGGGAGCCGGUUGGCAAAGCGGGAGAGCCAGAGCCGGGCCGGCGCGGGGUGGUGUGUUGGGGGGGGCGUGCGGGGAAAGGCAGCGACACCGAGAGAAAAGCGAAGGCGGCCAGCAGAAGAGGGCGAGGAGCGCGCUCGGGAAGCCGGACGCGGCUGGAGGCGCGCAGCUGCCCGCGGGGGUCGCCUCCCCGCCCGCCACCGGCCCGUUGCCAGCUCCCCGCCAGGAACGCGCGACCGGACAGACAACCGCGCGCCACCCGGCCACCGCGUCGCUCGGCCGCAGCGAGGCCCGGGGCGGUCCCGCCGGGACGCCCCCUCCCCCGCCGCCGCCCUUCCCCUCCGCGGAGACCGCCUGGGCCGCCCGGAUGUGCACUAAAAUGGAACAGCCCUUCUACCACGACGACUCGUACGCAGCGGCGGGAUACGGCCGGGCCCCCGGCGGCCUCUCUCUACACGACUACAAACUCCUGAAACCCAGCCUGGCGCUCAACCUGACAGACCCCUACCGCAGUCUCAAAGCGCCCGGGGCGCGGGGCCCCGGCCCCGAGGGCAGCGGAGCCGGCAGCUACUUCCCCGGCCAGGGCUCAGACACAGGCGCGUCACUCAAGAUCGCCUCCUCGGAGCUGGAGCGCCUGAUCGUCCCCAACAGCAACGGCGUGAUUACGACGACGCCCACGCCCCCGGGACAGUACUUCUACCCCCGCGGGGGUGGCAGCGCCGGAGGUGCCGCCGGGGGCGCAGGGGGCGGCGUCACGGAGGAGCAGGAGGGCUUCGCCGACGGCUUCGUCAAAGCGCUGGACGACCUGCACAAGAUGAACCACGUGACGCCCCCCAACGUGUCCCUGGGCGCCAGCGGGGGACCCCCGGCCGGGCCCGGGGGCGUCUACGCGGGCCCCGAGCCGCCCCCCGUCUACACCAACCUCAGCAGCUACUCCCCGGCCUCUGCGACCUCCGGAGGCGCCGGAGCCGCCGCCGCCGCCGCCGCCGUGGGCACCGGGAGCUCGUACCCGACGGCCACCAUCAGCUACCUCCCGCACGCGCCGCCCUUCGCGGGCGGCCACCCCGCGCAGCUGGGCUUGGGCCGCGGCGCCUCGGCCUUCAAGGAGGAACCGCAGACCGUGCCCGAGGCGCGCAGCCGAGACGCCACGCCGCCCGUGUCCCCCAUUAACAUGGAAGACCAGGAGCGCAUCAAAGUGGAGCGCAAGCGGCUGCGGAACCGGCUGGCGGCCACCAAGUGCCGGAAGCGGAAACUGGAGCGCAUCGCGCGUCUGGAGGACAAGGUGAAGACCCUCAAGGCGGAGAACGCGGGCUUGUCCAGCACCGCCGGGCUCCUCCGCGAGCAGGUAGCCCAGCUCAAGCAGAAGGUCAUGACCCACGUCAGCAACGGCUGCCAGCUCCUGCUCGGGGUCAAGGGACACGCCUUCUGAGCACCGACCUGGACUGCUGGGGGCGUGGGCGGUGGGCGCGCGCCCGGGACGCCGCCAGCCACACUGGACUCCGCUCUGCGCCCGGUCCCUCCACGUUGAACGUUUACAAGCUUUUCUUUCCACGUUUUUUUUUUUUUUUUUGUAUGUCUAUUUUUUUUCUGCAGGAAACAGACUCGAUUCAUAUUGAAUAUAAUAUAUUUGUGUAUAUUUAACAGGGAGGGGAGGGGAGGAGGAGGGGGCGAUGGCGGCGGAGCUGGCCCCGCCGCCCCGGUACUCAAAACCCGCGCGGGGACACUGGGAGAGGGGACCCCCGCCCCCUACCCUCCCCCGCUCUGCACCGUACUGUGGAGAAGAAACACGCACUUGGUCUCUUAAGAAAAAAAAAGUUUAUUUUAAGAUGUUUUUGUGUGUGUGUAUGUGUGUGUGCGUGCGCGCGUUUGUUCUGACUUUUUAUUGAAUCUAUUUAAGUAAAAAAAAUGGUUCUUUAUUAA